Pristis pectinata (smalltooth sawfish) is the source of this 2391-nucleotide messenger RNA. It is a transcript of the gene tpo, whose product is annotated as thyroid peroxidase. The transcript is spliced from 12 exons. The coding region runs from base 1 to 2391 and encodes 796 amino acids. Gene Ontology annotation, biological process: thyroid hormone generation; response to oxidative stress. Gene Ontology annotation, molecular function: calcium ion binding; iodide peroxidase activity; heme binding. Lineage: Eukaryota; Metazoa; Chordata; Chondrichthyes; Rhinopristiformes; Pristidae. Gene Ontology annotation, cellular component: membrane. The record is from RefSeq and is a predicted model, not a curated record.
AUGGUGGACAAGGCUAUAUACCAAACAAUGAAAAGGGAUAUCAAUGUCAGUAAACUGUCCACUUCCAUUGAGUUGAUGUCAUUUUUCAAGCGGCCAGACCCUGAGAGCAAAACGAUUUCAAGAGCUGCUGAGGUCAUGGAAAUGUCUUUGAUUCUGAUCCAAACGAGAGUGCACCAGAAAUACAAAAGAUCAGUGAAUGUUACUGGGCUUCUCUCUCCGAAUGCGUUGAAGGCUCUUACAUCUGCGUCAGGGUGUUUACCUCACAUGCAGCCUCCAACUUGUUCCAGUGGUUGCUUCGCCAGAAAGUACAGGUCGAUAAAUGGGAACUGCAACAACAGAAAUAAUCCGAGGUGGGGGGCCUCAAACACUGCUCUUGUACGGUGGCUAGCUCCAAAUUACGAGGAUGGAUUCAGCCAACCGAAAGGGUGGAAUUCUGAACACACAUACAGAGGCUUCAAGUUACCACUUGUCCGAGAAGUAACAAACAAAAUCCUACGUAUAGCCAAUAAGACUACAAUGGCAGAAGAUAAUCUAUAUUCCCAUAUCCUAGUUGAGUGGGGCCAGUAUAUUGACCACGAUUUUGCAUUCACACCUCAGAGCACGAGCCAAGCCGCAUUCCAAGGAGGAGCAGACUGCAGGACCACGUGCCAGAAUCUCAAUCCAUGUUUUCCAAUUAAGGUGCCUGAAAGAGAUCCACGUUCCAGCAUCAAUGAGUGCAUCACAUUUUAUCGUUCAUCUCCCACAUGUGGGGCAGCAGAUCAAGGAACUGACUUUGAAAGGCUGUCAAAUCUGAACUGUCGACAGCAGAUUAAUGCUGUAACCUCCUUUAUUGAUGCCUCAACUGUCUAUGGAAGCACUCCAGUUCAGGAAAGAAAGUUAAGGGACUAUUCAAGCGAGGAGGGCCUUCUUCUCAUGAACACAAAAUACAAAGAUGGCAAACGUGAGCUGUUGCCAUUUGUGGAUCAGGAACCAUCCCCAUGUGCUCAAGAGCCCAAUAUUACUCAGAAUGAAAGGGUAGAAUGUUUUCUUGCUGGAGAAAGCAGAGCAAAUGAGGUUCUUACUCUAGCUUCAAUGCACACAUUGUGGAUGCGUGAGCAUAAUCGGUUAGCAAAGACUUUGCACAAGGUAAACCCUCACUGGAAUUCAGAAACCAUCUACCAUGAAGCACGUAAGAUUAUUGGUGCUCUGCAUCAGAUUAUUACGAUGAGAGACUAUAUUCCUAAAAUCCUUGGUUCUCAAGCAUUUGAUCAGUUUAUUGGAACAUAUGAAGGAUAUGAUGAAACAGUGAAUCCCACUUUGUCCAAUGUGUUUGCAACCGCUGCAUUCCGUUUUGGUCAUACAACUAUCAGCCCGAGGAUACAAAGACUUGAUGAAAAUUACAAGGAGCAUCCCACAUAUCCAAGCAUAAAUCUCCACAAGACUUUUUUCAGUCCUUGGCGAAUCAUUAAAGAAGGGGGCUUAGAUCCACUGUUCAGAGGGCUUCUAGCAAAGCCAGCAAAACUUCAAAUGUCAAGUCAAAUGAUGAUUGAAGAAUUGACAGAGAAAUUAUUUGCUCUGACUAAUGCUGUAGCUCUGGAUUUAGCAUCACUGAACCUACAAAGAGGGCGUGACCAUGGUCUUCCAGGAUACAAUGACUGGAGGGAAUUUUGUAAACUUGAAAGAUUGGAAACCAAAGCCAAUUUAAGGAAAGUAAUAUCUGAUUUAGAUUUUGUUGAAAAGAUAAUGGAUCUUUAUGGGCAUCCAGACAAUAUUGACAUUUGGCUCGGUGGCUUGGCAGAAGAUUUUCUCCCUGCAGCCAGAAUUGGCCCAUUAUUUGCUUGUUUAAUUGGAAAACAAAUGAAAGCUUUAAGAGAAGGCGAUAGGUUUUGGUGGGAAAAUCCUGGUGUCUUCACAUCUGCUCAAAGAAAUGAACUUUCCCAACACUCACUGUCCCGUGUCAUUUGCGAUAAUACUGCAAUCACUGAGGUGCCACUGGAUGCUUUUAGAGUAGGACAGUACCCAGAAAACUUCAUAGACUGUGAUCAGGUUCCUGGGCUGAACCUCCUGGCAUGGCGUGAAAAUCCUCAACAAGGAUCAUGUGGCCCUCCACCUCAAAUAGAAAACGGAGUAUUUGUGCAGUGUGCCAGUUCUGGGCAAUCCAUCAUCUCGUAUGUCUGUCAUCAUGGUUUUCACUUGCUUGGCCCAGAGGAGUUGACCUGCAGUAUCAGGGGAUGGAGCAGUGAUCCACCAAUCUGCAAAGACAUUAAUGAAUGUGAAAAUGCUGCAAGGCCUGCUUGUCACAGUUCUGCAAGUUGUGUGAACAUUAAAGGAAGUUACAGAUGCAUCUGCUCAGAUUCCUACCUCCUUUCAGAGGAUGGACACAGCUGCACUGGUAACAUUCCGUACAAAUAA